Molecule: messenger RNA, 2124 nt
Organism: Parastagonospora nodorum SN15
Lineage: Eukaryota; Fungi; Ascomycota; Dothideomycetes; Pleosporales; Phaeosphaeriaceae
Exons: 2
Coding region: 1-2124 (707 amino acids)
Source: RefSeq, a predicted model, not a curated record
AUGCCAGCGCCAUAUCGGACGCUGAGAGAAUUCCUUAGGGAUGGAUUGAUCAUCCUCCGCAAUGGCGUCGACGCCGAAUGCCCCAUCUGCUCUGACCAUCUUGGUUCGGGCGCCUCCGUUAAUGGAACCAGCGACAUCGUCGCGCAACAUAUCGACAGCCCAUGUGGCGCACAUUACCAUGUCGGGUGUCUGCUCAACUGGUUGGCAUUACACAAUCCAGAGAGAUUACUUAGCAUUGACGGCGAGGGGAUGACAUGGGAUCCAGCAGUCCCCAAGAAAUGUCCAACAUGCCGCACUAGCCUUUUGGCGAGAGUUCAGUCGAUGUUCGACGUCUCCGAUGCGAGAGCAUUCCACUUAGGGCUUCUUGGUCCAGUGCAAAACAAUGUGACAGCAUUCCCAGUCACAUUGCCUUCACGGCCACCGCAAACAGGACCUCCGGCACCUACUGUCGAGUCCGAGAACGCAUCCUCCUUUUUCAGCGGCGGUCCCUCGCCCGACAAUGGUGCAUCGCACCGCAACCCACCCCCCAGCCCUUUGGGCGGCUUGGCCCGUGACGAACCCAUUCGUCUCCGCCACACCCCUCGAGUCAAUAUUGGCGCGACGCGUCGCAACCAAUCUUCGAGUCCUCUGGACGCACCAGCCGAGAACAACGACGGCGAACUCCCCUCUCCUUCGCUUGGUUCACUUGCCGACGACUUACGGCGAUAUGGGCUUCCCACCCGCAGCACUCGUCAAUGGGCCGAUGAAGACUCUGACGACGAACUGGAGAUGCUCCGUACUACUACCGCUCUGUCUAGUCGACGAAAUGGUCUGCCGACUUACUUAGUUGCUGACUCUGCGACCGUUGAGUCUGUCAAUGACGCUAGCGACCGUGGUCUCCGUCUUGGUGGCUCAGCUCGCGGGCCCUUCAUUGGCUCUAGCUAUAUCCGUGGUUAUUCGAAUAACCUUGACCGUGGCCGUGGCCGUGGACGUGGACGUGGACCGUAUCACGCCCAUGCCGGCGACAACCGUGGCCGUAGCAGUGGCCGAGGUCGCGGGCGUGGACAACCUCCUGGUCGUCCCAGCUCGCCGCCAGCACGGCCGACGCUAGUACGACCGAUGCCUCGACCAGCACCAUCUGCUGCUGGGCCAGGUUCUGGAGAAAUCCGCCCGUCUCCUUCUUUGACACAAGACGGAUCGCCAACCCCGGUACAUCGCCGUACACCGUCGCCGCCGAGCGAUGCUUCUGGGGAUGACAUCGCGUCCCUCAUACUUGACGCGCGCAUUGCCUCUGGUAGGGCGUACAGCGCUGUUCUCGCUGUUCUGGAUCAUCCGCAGAGUUUGGUGGGCGAAUUGCCAGAAGACUUUUAUGUUACGCAAGAUUAUCUGCUUGCCAGCGGAACUAUGGCGGAUACAUCCGCCUUAGUGUGGGGUCAAUCCCCUGCCGAAGUGCAACGCGUGCUGGGAUCCGCGAAUGCGUUGGAUGCAGUGACUGAGGCGCGUGAGAUUACGCAUACACUCCUAGAACGGUCAAGAAACGUGUUUCGGAACGAGGAUGCGGCCGAUAGGUCGAGGCGAGACGCUGAGCUUGCCUGGUUCCGUCUCCGUGUUGGUGCGGCUGAUGACGCUCGAAACAGGUAUGAAGAUGAACGCUGCCGCAUUCGCUCCAAUGCUCGUCGCGAGCGAAACACGCCUAGGGACUCUGUCCGGCCGCACACUCGUCAUGAGCGAACGAGGUCUCGAGAUGACCGCCACGAUGAUGCUCGUCGUCAUCGGGACAGGUCCAACGACUCUGUCCGUUACCGUCGCGAGCGAAGCUCAUCUAGGGACUCUGUCCGCCAUAAUGCUCGUCGCGGGCGAAGCUCAUCUAGGGACUAUGCCCGCCAUAAUGCUCGUCGCGGGCGAAGCUCAUCUAGGGACUAUGCCCGCCAUAAUGCUCGUCGCGAGCGAAGCUCAUCUAGAGACUAUGCCCGCCAUGAUGCUCGUCGCGAGCGAACGUAUCAGGACGACCGCUACGGUUAUGCUCGUCGUGAGCGGAGGAGGUCUCGGGAUGACCGCUAUAAUGGUGGUCGUCGCUUUGGAAAUGAGCGCAGCGAUGGCUAUACUAGCCGCAACGAUUACGGUCGUGAUGGCCGUCGUGGCUAG